Neomonachus schauinslandi (Hawaiian monk seal) is the source of this 606-nucleotide messenger RNA. RefSeq names its product F-box protein 48 (gene FBXO48). The transcript has 3 exons. Bases 56 to 523 code for a protein of 155 amino acids. The record is from RefSeq and is a predicted model, not a curated record. Gene Ontology annotation, cellular component: SCF ubiquitin ligase complex. Gene Ontology annotation, biological process: SCF-dependent proteasomal ubiquitin-dependent protein catabolic process. Gene Ontology annotation, molecular function: protein binding. Lineage: Eukaryota; Metazoa; Chordata; Mammalia; Carnivora; Phocidae.
GGCAAGUCCAGAAACAUAGGUUACAUAUGAGGAUAAUUUGCUAAAACAUCAAGCUAUGCAGAAAAACUCCAAGAGGAACAAUAAUUCAAGAGUUUCUGGCAUAGAAUUGAAUUCUGUGGAUGCUGAGAAGGAAAAAAAAGAGAGUCAAAAUAACUUUGUUGAACUGCUGCCUCCAGAAGUUACUUUUAAAAUUUUCAGUCAGCUAGACAUUCGGAGUUUGUGCAGGGCUUCAGUAACCUGCAGGAGCUGGAAUAACACAGUAAGAAACAGUGACUCCUUGUGGAAACCUCAUUGCUUGACUCUAAGAGCUGUGUGCCAAAGAGAAAUAGACGAUGAUCUAGAAAGUGGAUAUUCCUGGAGAGUAAUACUAUUGAGGAAUUACCAGAAGAGUAAAGUGAAACACGAAUGGCUAAGUGGCAGAUACAGCAACAUAUGUUCUCCUCUGAGCCUACCAGAAAAAAUCAUGUACCCAAUGGAUGUAGAUACGUGGGGGGAAAUUCUAGAAGCAGAACUGGAAAGAUAAGCCAGAAAAUUACAAAGAUCUUGUAACUUUGAGACUUUCAAACAAAAAUGACUCUUAGGUUCAUUUUUUUGUUUACCAUUUUA